UGCAGUGCUGUGUCUGUGUUUCCUCUAAGGAAGCUGAAUAAACACAGCACUCUGCUUGUGAAUGUGUGUAUGGGGGGUGUCUUCAGCUUGCCUGCCCUGCUGUGUGGGUGCAUAUAUAUACAGUAUGCCUGCCUGCAUCUAAGCUAAGGCUGUUCCAAUCUGUGUAGAGGGAAGGACCCAACUGCAGAGGCACCAUCAGGACCACAGUUAACAUCCUCUGCUUGCUUCAUUCCUUAUCCUAACCUGCUUUGCACAUGACCAGGAUUUUCCUUGUAAGAUACACAGCUAUUUCCUUGGACCAGCCUUUCCGGCUGUAUCAGCCUCUCCUUCUGUUCCUUUCACUCAUCAUGAUUUGAUUCUUCAAUGCAGAGCAAGUUAGCUUACAUAAAUGUUAAGGAAGAGGAACAACUAAAAUAGGGUCCAAGGAAGUAUAAGUGGUGGGUGGGUAUUGUUAUUCUUGAGAAAAGAAGAGGAGAAAAGCACUUCUCCAUCCCUCCCUCACCUUCUUUAAGAAUACACUCCUUGACACUCCUAAGCCAUCAAUUCUUCGCAAGAAAACACAGUGGGACAGUCACAGUGUUAUCCUGGAUAUUAACCUGGAAGCGUUAAGAAGACAUGGUUUGGAUCUGCAGAGCCUGGGGUGCUGCUUUUUUCUUGGGGAUUUUGUGCUGCAUCUGCUGCAGAGCCUUGAGUGCCACCCCUGCAUCCCAGAAAUGCGAUGAGCCCUUGGUUUCGGGGCUUCCCCAUCAAUCCUUUAGAAGUUCAUCCAUGAUGUAUAACAGUUAUGCUCCAGGUUAUGCCAAACUCAACAAAAGAGAAGGAGCUGGAGGAUGGUCACCUUUGGACAGUGAUCACUACCAGUGGCUGCAGGUGGAUUUUGGAAAUAGAAAACAGAUCCGCUCUAUUGCCACCCAAGGACGAUACAGUAGUUCUGACUGGGUGUCCCAGUAUCGACUGCUCUACAGUGACACUGGGAGGAAUUGGAAACCAUAUCAUCAGGAUGGAAACAUAUGGGCGUUUCCAGGAAAUGUUAACUCCGACACUGUUGUCAGACAUGAAUUGCAGCAUCCAGUGGUUGCCCGCUAUGUACGUAUUGUGCCUUUGGACUGGAAUGGAGAAGGACAAAUUGGCUUAAGAAUCGAACUUUAUGGAUGUCCAUACUGGGCUGAUGUUAUCAAUUUUGAUGGCAGUGCUGGGCUGACAUAUCGAUUUAAGAACAAAAAGAUGAAGACAUUAAAAGACGUCAUCUCACUCAAAUUCAAAACUUCAGAGAGUGAAGGCGUGCUCUUUCAUGGUGAAGGCCAGCAGGGGGACUAUAUCACCUUGGAGCUUAAGAAAGCAAAGCUGGUGCUACAGUUAAACCUAGGAAGCAACCAAUAUGGAUCCAUUUAUGGUCACACCUCGGCAACCUCAGGAAGCCUUCUAGAUGAUCACCAUUGGCAUUCUGUCAUAAUUGAGCGCCAUGGAAGGAAUAUUAACCUGACACUUGACAGACACAUACAACAUUUUAAAGCCAAUGGGGACUUUGAUUAUUUAGACUUGGACUUUGAGCUGACUUUUGGAGGUAUGCCUUUCUCCGGAAAACCAAGCUCAAGCAGUAGAAAGAAUUUCAAGGGUUGCAUGGAAAGUAUCAACUACAAUGGAAAUAACAUUACUGACCUUGCCAGGAGAAGGAAGAUGGAUCCUUACAAUGUGGUCAAUAUAAACUUCACCUGUGUGGAAUCACGAGCAGUGUCUGUCUUUUUUAAUGCCACAAGUUACUUGGAAGUACAAGGCCGUCAUAAUGAAGACCUCUUGUCAGUAAACUUUCAGUUUCGUACUUGGAAUCCAAGUGGACUUCUUCUCUUUAAUACCUUUGCUGAUGAAAUAGGCAACGUAGAAAUUGACUUGACAGAAGGAAAAAUCAGCGUUCACAUAAAUAUGACCAAGUCCAAGAAGAAUCGCAUCGAUAUUUCCUCAGGCUCUAGCCUGAAUGAUGGACAGUGGCAUGAGGUGCGCUUCACAGCCAAGGAGAACUUUGCUAUGUUAACUAUCGAUGGAGAUGAAGCAUCUUCAGUAAGAACGAACAGUCCUCUACAGUUUCGAACAGGAAACCGAUACUUCUUUGGAGGGUUUUUCCCAAAAUCAAAUGAGUCAGACUAUACUUUGCUUCAGCAUUCAUUCCAAGGGUGCAUGCAACUCAUUCAUGUGGAUGACCAACUGAUGGACCUCCAUGAUAUAGAACUAGGAAAGGAAGGAAGUUUUGAAAAUAUCAGCAUUGAUAUGUGUGCCAUUAUAGACAGAUGUGUGCCCAAUCAAUGCGAACAUGGCGGCAGGUGUACACAAACAUGGGACACCAUCAAAUGCAACUGUGAAGGAACAGGGUACACUGGUGCCACCUGCCACAACUCUAUCUACGAACUUUCCUGUGAAGCUUACAAACACCUUGGAAAAUCAUCUGACUGGUACUGGGUUGAUCCCGAUGGCAGUGGUCCUCUUGGGCCUCUGAAGGUUUACUGCAACAUGACAGAGGAUAAAGUAUGGACAACCUUAUACCACGAUCUACCACCAAUGACACCAGUAGUGGGUGCCAGCCAAGAGAAACGAGUCAUGCUACAGUUAAAUUACAGUGCAAGCACGGACCAGAUUUCUGCCAUCACCAGCAGUGCUGAAUACUGUGAACAGUACAUCUCGUAUUCCUGCAAGAUGUCAAGGUUGCUGAACACCCCAGAUGGAAACCCAUACACAUGGUGGGUUGGAAAAGGCAACGAGAAGCAUCAUUACUGGGGAGGCUCUGGCCCUGGGAUUCAGAAAUGCGCAUGCGGCAUUGAAAGGAACUGCAGUGUCAGCAAGUUCUACUGUAACUGUGAUGCAGAUCAAAGGCAAUGGAGGAAAGAUGGAGGUCUCUUGUCCUACAAAGAUCAUCUCCCAGUCAGCCAAGUUGUGGUUGGGGACACAUAUCGACCUUACUCAGAAGCAAAGUUGUCAGUUGAGCCUCUUCGCUGUUAUGGAGACAGACAUUAUUGGAAUGCAGCCUCCUUCACUACUCCAUCCUCCUAUCUUCACUUCUCUACAUUCCAAGGAGAAACCAGUGCAGAUAUUUCAUUCUACUUCAAGACAUCUGCCCCAGAUGGAGUCUUCCUUGAAAACAGAGGAAUCACAGACUUUAUCAAACUGGAAUUAAAAUCCAACACAGAGGUUUCCUUUUCAUUUGAUGUCGGAAAUGGACCAGUUGAAUUGAUUGUCAAGUCUCCAACUCCUCUGAAUGAUGAUCAGUGGCACCGAGUCAGGGCAGAAAGAAACGUAAAGGAGGCCAGUUUACAAGUUGACCAGCUACCUCUUCAGAUACGAAAAGCUCCCACCCAAGGUCACACACGACUUGAGCUUUACAGUCAACUCUUCGUUGGUGCCGCUGGAGAUCAGAAAGGGUUCCUGGGCUGCAUACGUUCUUUGAGAAUGAACGGUGUGACUCUGGAUUUGGAAGAGAGGGCAAAGGUCACACCAGGGGUAAAGCCUGGCUGUUCGGGACACUGUACCAGCUUUGGGAUGUACUGCCAGAACGGGGGCAAGUGCGUAGAGAAAUACAACGGUUAUUCCUGUGACUGCUCAAGGACUGCAUAUGAUGGACCCUUCUGCAUAAAAGAUGUGGGGGGCUAUUUCGAAGAAGGAACAUGGCUGAGAUACAACUUCCACUCAGCGUCAACAUCUGCAAUCGUCAGUCCCAAGGACACAGCAAAUGUUCCUCAUUUCAGUUCAGCGUCAGACAUUGCCCUAGCAAAAGAGGAACUGCUUUUUAGCUUCAGUACCUCCAAGACCCCAUGUAUUCUCGUGUAUGUUAGCUCCUAUUCCCAAGACUACCUGGCUGUCCUUCUAAAGUCAUCUGGAAUUUUACAAAUUCGGUACAAUUUAGGUGGCACCAAAGAGCCAUACAACGUGGAUAUCACUGAUCACAAAAAUAUGGCAAAUGGGCAGCCUCACAAUGUUAAUAUUACAAGAAUGGGGAGAAACAUCAUUUUUCAGCUUGAUCAUUACCCUCCAGAAACAUACAGCCUUCCCCUGGCCUCCGAGACUCAGUUUAAUGGUCCAAAGGCCCUUUUCCUUGGAAGAGUUAACGAGACGGGGACAAUAGAUCAGGAGAUCCAUUCAUACAACACUCCAGGAUUCAGCGGCUGUCUCUCCAGAGUCCAGUUCAACCUAAUUGCACCACUUAAAGCAGCUUUAAGGCCUAACAACAAUACCCAGGUCUACAUACAAGGAGAGCUUGUGGAAUCCAACUGCGGAGCAUCCCCACUUACCAUCCCUCCAAUGACUUCCAACACAGAUCCCUGGCAUCUCAACUCAGAGAAUGCUGAGUUUCCAAACAACGAAGGACAGGCCAUUAAAGAUGGGGUGAACAGGAACUCUGCCAUUAUUGGAGGGGUCAUAGCCGUGGUGAUCUUCACUAUACUCUGCACCCUAGUGUUUUUGAUACGCUACAUGUUUCGCCACAAGGGGACCUACCACACCAACGAAGCCAAGGGAGCCGAAUCUGCCGACACCGCCGACGCAGCCAUUGUCAACAAUGACCCCAACUUCACAGAGACAAUCGAUGAAAGCAAAAAGGAAUGGCUGAUCUAAGUGGGCCAGAAGACUUAAAGAGAGUUGGUUUUGAUGGGAGUUGGGUGGGACCAUGUAUCUCACUCAAGGUCAGCUUCAGGUUCCCCCUAACAAGAUCAGCACCUCUGCAGGCCCUAAGGGGCACCCAGUAUAUACUGACUAUAACAAGAAAAAAACUUUGAGAGGCAUUUGAAAGUACCUUUUUGUUUACUUAAAGAUGGAUUUUGCUGCCAUUGUUUAUCCCUGCCUAAAAAUUUAAAUAUCAGCUUUUAGAGUUUCAGCAUUGGUUCACAAUUGUCAGUAAUAUCUAUUUUUUGUGCGUGUUUAGAGGCAUUCUAAAUACUAAAUAAAAAUAAAGGGCCUCUUUUAUAUAAUUUUCUAAGCCCUUAGAAUGUUAGAAUUUCUGUCUUAAUUAUACCAACAUAGAUAUGUAUGUUGUGUGUUCAUAUAUACUAUAUAUGUUUAAGCACGCAACAUGUAAUUCAUAGUUUUGCUUCCCCUUUAUUCUUAAUAUAACAGGGUUUACUUGUCAUUGCAUGCAUUGGCACUGCAGUAACUCCAAAGGGUGAGGGGUGGAUCAUUGCAACAGGGAACGAACAUGCCAACAUUGAUAUGCCAUUCCUAUAUUCUAAAAGCUGAGGAAACAUGCUAUUAAAGACAAAAUUGGUAAAAUGGUAUACUAAGGAAAUAUGGGAAUGUAUAUGUUAAAAUAUAUUGCACUGAAAUAAAUUAGGUGGGUUUUUUUAUGUAUAUGUAAUAUAGGUUCAUUGUAUAUUACUUGACACAUAGACAACAUAAAACGUUAAGGGAGAUAAUACAUUAAACAAGAGAAAGCAAUCCUUUGGCACUGACUCUGUUGAAUGAUUACAAUUUGACACGUUAGAAAUGGAAAUGAACCUUAUAGCCUAAAUGUAUUAAAUUGUGUACCGCUAUUUUCCCAUUCCACUGAACAACAAUAAAAA
Messenger RNA from Spea bombifrons (plains spadefoot toad), 5537 nucleotides. It is a transcript of the gene CNTNAP2, whose product is annotated as contactin associated protein 2. The transcript has 24 exons. Bases 616 to 4596 code for a protein of 1326 amino acids. NCBI's taxonomy places the organism in Eukaryota, Metazoa, Chordata, Amphibia, Anura, Pelobatidae. The record is from RefSeq and is a predicted model, not a curated record.